GAAGAAAGCAAAGAAAAAGCCACUGCGAACGCCCUUGCCGUGGAUGGACUGCCGUUUCCCCUCCGUGAUCGUCACCACGGCAUAGUGGGCUCUCGAGUCAGAGAAGAUGGCGGACCGGGCUGAGAUGUUCUCCCUCAAUACGUUCCACUCCCUCUCUCCUCCGGGCUGCAGGCCAGCCCACGACAUUAGCCUGGAGGAGUUUGACGACGAAGAUCUCUCCGAAAUCACAGACGACUGCGGAAUUGGUCUCAAUUACGACUCGGAUCCCUAUGAAAAGGACUCCCUCAUUCUAGAGAAGAAUGACAUGCACCACCCAGUGUGCUCCUUCCAGGACGACUUCCAGGAGUUCGAAAUGAUUGACGACGAAGAUGAGGAUGAUGAGGAAGAGGAGGAAGAAGAGGAAGAGGAGGAGGUGGACCCUGAUGCACCGCCGUCUCCCUCAGCGUCACCUCCCCCCUCCCCCAUUCUCGGCACCCUGAAAAGCAGACCGACGACACUAAACCUCACCACGGCAGUAUCGCAGGAUUCACUGAACAACAACAGCAGUCUGUCACCAAAGAAAGCAAGCUUGCAGGACUCGUUGCGCAACCCAUCGACACAAGGCCGCACGACUCCAACCCACUCAUGUCUGGAGGAUGAUAGCAAUGUCACAGGCCAAUUUCCAGCCUCAUCGCUUUCCCAGCCACCAGGGUCCCAGAGUCAAGGUACUCCAACAAAACAAGCAGAGGAGGGUGGGAACCCCCAUUCCCCUCACAGGCCCCUCCUCUGUGACAUGGAGGGCAACAGGCGGGAGAGGCUUGAAUACGGCUCAUUUGGUCAAUUCAAGUCCCACCCUUGCCCUGGGGAUGCCACUCAACCAAAGGCCGACCCUUUAAGCCACACCACCAGAGUACCUUCUGUUGAUGAGCAUUCCCAGUGUUCAGACACAGAGGUGGACCAUGACCUCAACAACGGUCACAACCACAAACACUUAAAUCGCCUUGCCACUGACACAUACACAAUAACAAGCGAGUCUGGAAUGGAAGCUGUGAAUGACCUGGAUCCAGAUGGAACCAGUCACUGCUUGUCAUCGACUGCUCCUUUGGGAGGCAAUGAUGGUGCCGACACCCCCUUGUCUGAAGACGAGCUGGACAAGGACUUUGAAGUUGAGUUCAUGCGCAAGGAGACAUAUGAUAUGGUGUGCAAGGAGAACCCCUCGUCGUAUGUGGAAUUCCCGUGCAUUGAACCUUACGAGCUGGCUGCCUUCUCUGGCUUUGUGUCCUCCAGUCACUCAGAUGCUCCUGACCAGUCCAAAAGUUUUGAUUCUCCAGCCUUGGCUGCUCCAGUGGUCGCGGCACAUGAUUCCCAUUCUCCGUCUUCAGAUCCUGGGAUCGCAGACAUGAACCAGCAAGGUUACGUGACUUCAGACCUGGAUAAGGAACUGAGCUCCCCAGGCUCUGACUCUGAGCUUGAUGGAGAAGUGGACAUAUCAUUUGCUUGCGAAGGUCCCGUGCACUCAAAUAUGAUCUCAUCUAUCUCAGAAACGGAGCUCGACUUGACAAGUGAUGAUAGCAGCAGUGGACGCUCUUCUCACCUCACCAACUCUAUCGAAGAAGCCAGCUCACCUACAUCAGACCAAGAACUGGACCCAGAUACAGAGUUAGAGCAGGACAGUGGGAUUGUGGGAAUCAAAUCAUCUCUAAUUUUGGGCCAGCCUGACCCAAUCAAAGAAGGUUCUCCUCUACCCUCUCCAUCACCUUUACCCUCACCAACGAUCGCCACGCCAUCCCCUGUUGACUCCCGCUUUUUGCCACCCAAAUCAUAUAUUGAUGACCAGGCUCUCAUUGAGCUAAAGAACAUGGAUGACGAUCUUUCUGGCGAUCACCAGGCUGACCCAGAUGAAACCCUUCCUCCUCAACAAUGCGAGGACACCAUGUCCAGACAAAUGGUGCUCAAGAUAGAACCCGACCACAGCCUUGAGGGCUUCAAACGGUCCUUCUACCUUCCAGUGGGACCCAAGCUUAUGCCUGCCACAGAUGAUUACGAUGAAACUAGUGAAGGGGAUUCAGAAUCAGAAAGUGAGGAUGACCUGAGUGAAAACUCAGACUCACCCUGGCUGCUGAGCAAUUUGGUCAACAGGAUGAUAUCAGAAGGCUCCUACCCAAUCAGUUGUCCUGAGGAGUGCUUCAAGAGGGAGGCGUCUGUGUCAGAUACCAUUUCACCAUCCUCAGAAAUUGGUGAGGGAGAUAGUUUUGCUGAUGAUGAUCCAGAAAUGGUGAUUUCAGACAAGGAUGGUGAAGGACUGAAAAAAGCUGAGGAAUGUCAGAGAAUUAAGAUGGUGGAGCCUUCAAAUGAAGGUGUUGCCAAAAACACUUGCCUGUAUAUGUGUAACCCCACCGGUGACACAAUCAAACCACUGAGUCUGGAUCACUGUGCAGCGAAUUCACGAGAAACCAGAGAUUACGCAUCAUGCGCCAUCAAAGUCUCCACCACUGCAAAGAACGUAACAGAUAAACUCUCCAAGAACACCGUGAGACCAGAGGAAAGCCGUGAGCCAAAUAAUGACUUUGCAAUGCCAGAGGAAAGGAAGCACAUGGACUCUCCGAGCCUUCGCGAGAGUAUCAUAAGUGAUAAAGACAUUGGACGGGAGAUGGAGCCCCAGACGACAAGUCGCUCAUGCGCUUCUCUUGAACGAAUCACUGAGGUCAAACACAGGCUGACACUGGACAUACCUACUGCUCAGACCAACCGUUGCUUCAGCCUCACUUAUUCCACAGACAAUGAUGAAGAAGAUGACCAAGGGGACUCGUACCCAUUCUUGGAUGACUUGAGGAGACGGUCCUACAGGGGGAGCGAUUCACAGCUUGACAGUUCACCUCCCUCCGACCCCUGCAUGCCGGACCAUCCUUGCCCCGACCGUAACCUCCCGCCAUGUGAGAAAGCCCUGUCUCCGAAGCCACCCAGCGAAGACGAUGGACUAGCUUAUGACUCCAUGAAAUACACACUUGUGGUUGAUGAGAACACAACUCUGGAACUAGUGAGCCUCAGAAGGUGCACAUCAGUCCUUAGCGAUGACAGCGAGCUCUCCACACUAUGCGACGAAGAGCCUUUGCGAAUGGGUCAGGUGGAUUAUUAUUGCGAUGGAGAGGAGGUAAGGCCAGAACUGCUCAGUUCUUCUGAAGACUCGUCCCCUGAGGCGGACCUCCCGUUUUCCAAGAAGUUUCUCAACGUCUUUGUCAACAGCACAUCACGCUCCUCUAGUACCGAAUCCUUUGGCCUUUUCUCCUGCACCAUCAAUGGGGAGGAGAGGGACCAAACACACAGGGCAGUGUACAGGUUUAUCCCCAGACACGCCGACGAACUGGAGCUGGAUGUGGACGACCCUCUCUACGUGGAAGAGGAAGAGGACGACUACUGGUACCGAGGCUACAACAUGCGUACAGGAGAACGCGGAAUCUUCCCCGCCUUCUAUGCCCACGAGGUCAUUGGUCACUCCAAAGAGAUGUUGGCCAUGAAACGUAAUCCAGCAUGGAUAGAGACAUUCGACGUGCAGUUCUUGGGUUCCGUCGAAGUCCCUCAACAUCAAGGCAAUGGAAUUCUUUGUGCUGCCAUGCAGAAGAUUGCACUGUCCAGGAAACGGACUGUGCACGUGCGACCCCCCUCCCUGUGUGAGUUGGAGAUCAGCUUGCAAGGAGUGAAGCUGAUCAUGAGUCUGGAAGAUGAAUACGACUGUCUGGACGAGUUUGACAGAUGCAGUCACUUCUUCCAGAUGAAGAACAUCUCCUUCUGCGGUUGUCAUCCCAGGAACAACUGCUACUUCGGCUUCAUCACAAAGCACCCCAUGCUGAGCAGGUUUGCGUGUCACGUGUUUGUCUCCCAGGAGUCCAUGCGACCUGUAGCGGAGUGUGUUGGGUGAGUGCAAAUUCUCUUAUGUUG
Hippocampus comes (tiger tail seahorse) is the source of this 3915-nucleotide messenger RNA. RefSeq names its product mitogen-activated protein kinase 8 interacting protein 2 (gene mapk8ip2). Gene Ontology annotation, cellular component: cytoplasm. Gene Ontology annotation, molecular function: MAP kinase scaffold activity; JUN kinase binding. The coding region runs from base 107 to 3895 and encodes 1262 amino acids. Gene Ontology annotation, biological process: JNK cascade; regulation of JNK cascade. The record is from RefSeq and is a predicted model, not a curated record. NCBI's taxonomy places the organism in Eukaryota, Metazoa, Chordata, Actinopteri, Syngnathiformes, Syngnathidae. The transcript has 13 exons.